Messenger RNA from Rosa chinensis, 899 nucleotides. RefSeq lists its product as uncharacterized. The record is from RefSeq and is a predicted model, not a curated record. The transcript has 5 exons. NCBI's taxonomy places the organism in Eukaryota, Viridiplantae, Streptophyta, Magnoliopsida, Rosales, Rosaceae. Bases 454 to 810 code for a protein of 118 amino acids.
CUAGACCCCAAUUAAGCAAUUGCAGCUCCCAUUCUGGUUCUUCUCCCCCCGAUCAGCAACAUCCUUUCCCUUUACCAAUUAUGGUUCUUCUCUCCCCGAUCUAGGUUUUUUACACCGAAGAGUCUCAUCGAUCAACCUCUCCCCGAUCUAGGUCAAGAAGACACUGUUGGUGGAGUUCUUCGAUCCGAUUUUACAAAGUAUACUGUUGUUGCAUGGAUUUCUGGUCAAGCAGAGGAGUGAAGGAGAAAUGGGUUCUGCACUCAGACGAGUUUGCCAUGAGAUCCACCAACCAAUCGUUCCUCGAAAGCGGCCUCUAUAAAACCCAACAAAAGGGAAAGAUUUGGGUUUUGAUUUGAUUGGGUUAAUGUUACGUUUCUGUUAAUUUGAUAGGGUUUUCAUAUUAUGUGAACUUUCACAGGUUUUAGUCUAAUUUUGGCUUUAUAAAUCAUCUAAAUGCUUUCGAUGUCAGGAUGCUGGUUUUGUACCAAAUGGAAUUGGGAGCAAAGGAAUCAACCUGUAAGCUUUUCUUUCCUUGCUGCACAUGGCUUCUAUUAUCUGAUGUCAGAAAAUGAGUGGUCCUGCCUGUCAAAGAUUCGAAGCCUCGUCUUUGUUGAGAUUGCAUCUUUUUGGAACUCGGAACUGAUUUUGGACAUUCCUCCACCGCCAAGCUUCGUGGCUAUCACAGUUGUUGGUGUCGAACCCAGAACCGUUUCCACCGCCAAGCCUUUUAAUAGAAGGCAUGAUCAUGGACUUUGCUUGGUCUUCAUUGUUCCACCGCUUUAUGAUCAAAGUGAAAGAGGGAAGAGAUAAAGCUUUAAUUAUACUUUGUUGUCUGACACAUGUUCAAGGCAAUUUACAGCAAACUUUGACAAUGAUUAACUUGAAUAUAUAUAUAUAUA